Molecule: messenger RNA, 444 nt
Organism: Trypanosoma conorhini
Lineage: Eukaryota; Euglenozoa; Kinetoplastea; Trypanosomatida; Trypanosomatidae
Exons: 1
Coding region: 1-444 (147 amino acids)
Source: RefSeq, a predicted model, not a curated record
AUGCAGCGUCAAGCUCCCCAAAGGGAAAUCGGACGUGGCGGCGCACACUCGCGCCAAGGCGUCGGCGCGCUCCUUUGUGGCGGUCGGUUGGCCAUCCGCCGCCGCAACCGGCAAACUGGCGGGGCGCGGGGCGCGGACUGCCCUGGCGAGGCCGCAGCUUGCCGCCUCCGCCGGCACCGAUCGGGAGCACCGCCCCUUCGAGCGAGCAACUGCGACAUUGCGAAGGCGCGUUCGUCGCUGCUGUGCGAGGCGGCGAAGCGGCAAGUUCCUGCGCGCCUCUCCGAUGCGGUCCUUUUCGGCGUCCGGAGCGGCGGGCGUUUGGCCACCGCAUGCGGCACAGUGCGCUUCACUGCUCUGCGGGCCGCGGCUGCAAACUGCCGAAUGCCGCCGUGGAUAUUUACGGAUGAGCGAUCCGUCUGCCGAAUGCGCGGGGGUUCUCGGUGA